GUUUGAUGCUGAUGGUUCUGUUCGCAUCAGCGCAUGCAAAACCGGACUUGGUGGCGCAAGUAGUCCAUCUGGCUUUUCUCCGAGUUCUUCGUUGGGUGGUGAGUCGCCUCAGCUGUCUCUUGGAGGUGCUCGUGGAGACGCAGCUGAGGGCACAUCGUCUGCUGCUGAAGCAGGUUCUGGCACAGACACUACUACGUCCAGGAUUGCGCCUGCUGCUGCUCUCAACAUUGCGGACCUGCUGGACAUGGAUGUUGCAGCUUUUGAGGGCAAGCUCAAGGAGGAAGCCGCUGAGAAGAAGGAGUGGAAGCUUGGUCGUUCGACCUUUGCAGAGGAGAAGACUCCGGAUGAGAUGCGUUGGCCCCUCAACAUCGCCGAGUCCAACGAGUGCAUGAAGAUUCUGCGCAACAAGAAUCCGGACAACAUGCAGCUGACGAAUGUGGCGGAAGCUGUCAGUGCAGGAAACAUUGAGAUGGGAAUCCUGCGUGCGGAAGGUAUAUAUUUAUGAUUAUUACAAUUCUUUCAUAUACUAGCAAGUUAUGUAUUUUCUUGGGAAUAAGUGGGCAGUUUUUAUCUUAUUGAAGAAGAGGCAACACAUAUAGAAAGUUUAGAAAAUUUAGAUUGCAACCUGUUUGCAUUUUUAUACUUUCGAGCCAACGAGAUCAAUUACUAUAGCAGCACAUCAAAACCCAUAAGAAAACUACAACGAAAGUCUUACCUUCACACCUUCUUCAUUUAUCAUGAAUCACCCACCAUCUCGCCAGAUUUGUCCGAGCCAUACGACCAGCUGGCGACUUGGGUGAACAACUCUUUGUACCGUCGCGCGAAAUCUUCGAACAGCAAGGCGAUGGAAUUCUUCGACAAGUAUUGACUUAUCUUUGAUUCUGGUAGAUGAUACCAUGUCCGUACUGGUGGGGAUACAUAUCAAGUCCUUUGAUCUAGUGGCAAAAAUGCAUGGACUUUCACACUCGAGUCUUUGUCUUAUCAUCUUCUAGUACCAGUUUUCUCUUUUCGUUUCUGCAGGAACAAGCACAUCUUCGAGACCACGGCGCCCAAACUUUGCGAAGCGGCAACUGUUGUGGUGAAGCUCGGAGAAAUUGGCGGCUCGGCUGUCGAGUUGCAAGAGUCGGACGAUGAAGGUGGACCAAUGGGCCUCGGUAACCCCUCUAACUUCGAGUUUGAAGAGACCCAAGUUGCUCCGCCAGCUGAUGACCCCAGUGAGCCUGAGGGACCUCCUCAGCAGCCGGCUGUCGAUGUUGCCGAAGUGCUGUCCCGCCGUUUGACGUUCCGUGAGUUGGAGGAUAUGCGUCGUGUUCUGGCUUCCGCUGAGAUCGCUUUGUUCGACUACCAUACGCAAAAGCUGCGUCGCAUCCUUGAUGAUGCUGAGUGGGAGCGCGCUACGGAGGCGGUACAAAUAGUCUAGAAAUUUGCUUCAAACUACUUUGGCCUCUUAUGAACUGAAAGACUUUAGUAUAGUUCUACUCUCGUAACAAGAUGCAAGAAUUGUUCUACUGGAAACCAUACGCAAAGAAUCCGCCAAAAACCUAAAAAGCAAAUUGGAAAACUCUACUAUUUUUGUAUGAAGAUUCUCAUUAGUAUUUUCCUAUCGGUAUACCAAAUUCCCCACACAGGCACUGGGGGAGUAUUUUGCUAUUCUGGUCGGACAACGCGAUGAGGCGAAGCUCGAACGCGCCCUCAAGCUGCAGCGUGGUGGCGCUUCGAAUCAAGAUCGUUCCUGGCGUGUUUUUGGUACGAUUGCUACGCAGCAGAAACUCACUCCCUCCGCGGAAGAGUGUUGCAAGGCUGUGCUGGGCAAGAAUGUGAUCGAGCCUUCCACAAUCGAGCCAGUCCGUGCGAAAGUCCCCACUCUCAGCGCUUACGUGGAUAUGCGUGCUGAGACCUACGAGAAGAUGGCUCGCGCCAUGGAGGCAGGACGGGCGAUGUACUACCAUGUGAAUAGUUGUUCAUGUGAUGUUGUAGCGUCUUUUCAUGUUUCAGGAGAGAAGUACUUGAGUGCAUCAGUUUCACGCUUUAACUGUACAGGAAAUUCAUGCUUUCUAUAUAACAAAAUCGUGACGAUUUCUAUCCUAGGACUUCGCAUUUUUCUACCUUAAGCUUCCUCUUCAACGUUUUCGUGUGUUUUCUUUUCCUUCCCCAUCAGUUUCAACUGCCGCGACUUCAUGAUCAAGAAUUGCACAGCCUCCGAGUUGUCCUGCGAUGUGCAGGAGAUGGCUGGCAUUUGCAACGACAAGGACAACGAGCAAAAAGAGGCGUUGGCGAAGUUGGUCAACGGUGA
Molecule: messenger RNA, 2293 nt
Organism: Amoebophrya sp. A25
Lineage: Eukaryota; Dinophyceae; Syndiniales; Amoebophryaceae
Source: the annotation of a GenBank genome assembly